This is a messenger RNA of Aspergillus caelatus, 2352 nucleotides long. RefSeq names its product nucleoside phosphorylase domain-containing protein. The coding region runs from base 505 to 2352 and encodes 615 amino acids. Gene Ontology annotation, molecular function: catalytic activity; protein binding. The record is from RefSeq and is a predicted model, not a curated record. The transcript has 4 exons. NCBI's taxonomy places the organism in Eukaryota, Fungi, Ascomycota, Eurotiomycetes, Eurotiales, Aspergillaceae. Gene Ontology annotation, biological process: nucleoside metabolic process.
GUUAGCGACUUGCACCCUGUGUCUCAGAUCUCCGACAUGGUCGAUGCAGGAACGCCUAAAUCGUCACAUCAAUGUGGCAAAAUAUGUAUACUCGCACUCACAAGAGGCUACCAGUAGCAGUGUCGUGUGUGAACUCAGUCCCCUGUUAUCUCUGAGAGAGAAUUGAAUCAGCCUCGGUUGGGUGAAUCAGUCUGAACGCUACAGGUGCGAUAGUAGUGAUGAGGCGAUGAGGCGAUGAGGUGAUGAUCAUUGUGAGUCAGUACACGCUGGCCCAACGUCGGGCGCCCUUUCUUUGAUGGGUUGUUUUUCCAAGGCGAUGAGGUUGUAUUGGUGCUACACAAGUCUUGAAUAAACCGCAUGGCCAUCACAGUCUUCCAGUGUUAGAUACAUAUAUAAUCCCGGAUAUGAUAAGGUGAAAGAAGUUAGAAGAACACCAGAAAGCAACAACCACCCCGAAAAACCCCAUCAUCUAAGUACCCAAAUUCAAGCCUUCAUACAAGCAUCAUGGAGACCACCGAGGCUGUGUCCAAAAUGGUCUUUGAGGAGAUCAACACUGCAUCAAAGUCCGAUGACCUUAGGAUCCUCCUCCACAGCCACCUAUCGCAUACUUGCGGUCAGCACCUCAAGGAUCUAAAGGAUCUUGAAUCGCCAAACGACAAGUACAAGCGUUAUCUCGUGAAAUAUGUUGCCCGGGGAAUGGUCGAGCAUGUGAUUCGCCAAUUUCCCAUCAAUUUAGCCAAAGAACUGGUCAUGAGCUCCCAAUCUUCCCAGAAUCCACUACAGUGUGCCGACUACAAGGUGGGCUGGGUCUGCGCUUUGUCACUUGAGCUAGCCGCUGCAACCUCCAUGCUUGAUACAGUUCAUGGCUCACCUCUCGAUCUCCAAUGGCAACCUAGAUAUGACCACAACCAAUACUUCUUCGGCCAGAUUGGGGCCCAUAAUGUAGUCCUAGCAGUCCUACCUGCUGGCUCCUACGGGACUACUCAAAGCGCCAUUGCCACAAAACUGAUGACAAAUGCUUUCCCCCGGCUAUAUUUCGUGUUAAUGGUGGGAAUAGGAGGUGGAGUCCCUAGCCAAAGACAUGAUAUUCGGCUAGGAGAUGUAGUGGUUAGCAAGCCUGUUCCGGGUCACGGUGGUGUGUUGCAAUACGACUUCGGCAAGACGGGACCGAACGGAGGGGUAACACCCACUGGAGUUCUAAAUAAGCCACCACCAGAGGCAUUAACGGCCAUCGCCGCUAUGGACAUGAGAUAUAUGAUGGAAGAAGGCUGCUUGACAGAUUUCAUCAAAGAUGCGCUGUCGAAGCGACCGAAGAUGAAGGAUGCCUUCUCUCGCCCGAGCAUGGAUAAGGACAUUCUGUUUAAAUAUGAUUUCGAUCAUAUUUCCGGAGAAGAUUGUACGCGCUGCCCUCGGAGAAUGAUUCAAGCACGGCCACAACGUGCCACGAUUGAACCAACCAUUCAUUAUGGGCUGAUUGGUUCGGGCAACCAAGUCAUCAAGGAUGGAAGGACCCGGGAGCGAUUGAGGCAGAAGCACGACAUCUUGUGUUUUGAAAUGGAGGCGGCUGGUAUGAUGGACACCAUUUCAUGUCUUGUCGUCCGGGGAAUCUGCGAUUAUGCUGACUCACACAAGAAUAAGCUGUGGCAGAAGUAUGCCGCGAUGACCGCAGCCGCUUACGCCAAAGACCUUCUGCUUUCUAUGGGGACACCAGCUAUAUCUUCUCCCAAAUUAGCGCCACUGACCCCCACCGUGGUACCUGUUGCCCCGACACCGGCAUUAUUUCACAGAAGGAGCCCAGAACCCAGGCCACCUCAAUCACCACCUAUACUAGCUCAACAAGCCCACCAACAGCAAGUAGAUCCUCAGCUCCGAGUGGAAUAUGGGAAAAGGCUCUUGCGGGCGGCUCAAAGCAGGAAUAUGCCACUAGUCAAGGCCUUCCUCGAGAAGGGAGGAGACCCAAACACAGCGGAUCCCCAGUGGAAUCUCACUGCCUUGCAUUACACGGCUAAAUAUGGUGAUAUCGGCACAACGCGGCUUCUUCUCAAAGCUGGAGCCGACCCAGACGUCCCGAUCAAAUUUACAAAGAAUACACCUCUGUUAGAAGCAGCUUCCCGUGGUCACGAUAAAGUUACUCAGUGCUUACUACAGCAUAACGCUAAUAUAAUGAGCGUUGGGAAGGGGAAAAGAACUGCUUUGCAUGCAGCUGCUGCCAAUGGGCACCUUGCAUGUGUUACAGUCCUUAUGGAGGCCGGGGCUGAUCCAGAGAAUCUCGAUAAAGAGGGAUAUACACCUCUGGACCUGGCAGAGAAAGAGGGUCAUUCCCAAAUAGCCAAGUACUUACGGGAAUUCUAG